Messenger RNA from Trichosurus vulpecula (common brushtail), 3611 nucleotides. Its product is annotated as zinc finger protein 883-like. The record is from RefSeq and is a predicted model, not a curated record. The transcript is spliced from 5 exons. Gene Ontology annotation, molecular function: RNA polymerase II cis-regulatory region sequence-specific DNA binding; DNA-binding transcription factor activity, RNA polymerase II-specific. The coding region runs from base 399 to 2570 and encodes 723 amino acids. Gene Ontology annotation, biological process: regulation of transcription by RNA polymerase II. Gene Ontology annotation, cellular component: nucleus. NCBI's taxonomy places the organism in Eukaryota, Metazoa, Chordata, Mammalia, Diprotodontia, Phalangeridae.
ACCUCACAGAAAGAAGGGCUAGAGAGAGGAGCAAGAGAGACGUCAGACUGUGUGGGAUCCUGCUUCAGGAGCCGAGGCUCGUGGGCCUGAGAGAAGGGGAUCAUCAGAACAGAGAUCUCUCCAUGAUCCUUGGAGCUGAGAUCUCUGUGCCUUCUUCUCUUGGAGCCGAGAUCUGUCUGCCUUCUGGGAGCCAGCUCUGCACAUGCAGGUGCCAGGUGUGGAAUCUCUCCCCUGAGGGGAGGGCAGGGCCUUUGUAACUGCUCUGAAAACUUACCAUCUGUCACUCUGACAUCCACCCUGGGAAGAGAAGGCAAAGUCAGUGUCUCUCCCACCCUGAGGUUCUUCUCUCCCCAGCUUGGCUUGCUGAGGACCAAAGCGUAUUCCUGAGACCAAGGAGAAUGGCCCCUGGGAGCCAGAGACCCUCAUCCCAGGAGUUGGUGACCUUCAAGGAUGUGGUUGUGGACUUCACUGAGGAGGAGUGGCACCUCUUGAACCAUUCUCAAAAAGAACUGUACAAGGAGGUCAUGCUGGAGAAUAUCCAGAACCUGCUGUCCCUGGAUUUAGAAACCAGUUUCGAAGUAAAUGAGGUCACUAGCAAUCUUGGAAUUUUUCCGGCAAUACAUGACCGGCAAAGAUUUGUGAGUGAUGUUCCCUGGGACUUCAAGUUGAGAGGAAUCCAUGACUGUGAUAUCAAGUUAAAUAAAAAUGCAAAGAGUGACUGUGAAUUGGAUGAAAAUGGAAGGAGAUUCAGACUGCCUUCUAUACAAAAUCACUGUAGGAAACUGACCUCAGGGAAUGACUGUGUUCAGGAUAGUGAAUAUAGUAAAUGCUUUACUGAAGAGGUAGAGCUUUUUCAGUCCCAUGAGAAGCCUCCUGAAGUGCCAGUGUAUCCAGGUAGUCAAUGCAAAAUGGCCUGGAACUGGAGUUCAGACCUCAUGAGAUGUCAGAAAAGUGAUACUGGAGAAAUGCUUUCUGUGAGUAAUAAAGGUGGGAAGGCCUUGAGCCAGAACUCUAAGUUCAUUGCUCAUCAGCAAAUUUCCAUUAGAAAGGAGCCUGAUGAGUGUAAUGAAUGUGAAGCAAACUUAUCCAAUCAGUCAUCUCUUCCUUGCCAACCUAGAUUUCACCCUGGGAUGAAAAGAUAUUCAUGUCCUCAGUGUGAGAAGGCCUUUGGUUGGGAAUCAGAUCCUGAUAGUCCUCAAAAGAGUCAUACUAGGAAGAAGUUUUAUAAAUGUAAUAAAUGUGGAAAAACUUUCUGCCCCAGAUCACACUUUAUUAGCCAUCAGAUGAUCCACACUGGAGAAAAACCAUUUGAAUGUAAUCAGUGUGAAAAGACUUUCACACAGAGUUCCAGGCUUGCUGCAAAUCAGAGAACCCACACUGGAGAGAAUGAAUGUAAUCAAUGUGGAAAGGCUUUCAUAGACAGGUGUAAUCUUGCUGCACAUCAGAGAAUCCACACUGGAGUGAAGCCUUAUGAAUAUAAUGAAUGUGGAAGGACUUUCAGAACAAGAUACCAGGUUGCUGGACAUCAGAGAAUCCACAUUGAAGAGAAGCCUUAUGAAUGUGAUCAUUGUGGAAAGGCUUUUGCAGAAAGGGGCAGUCUUGUUAGACACCAGAGAGUCCACACUGGAGAGAAGCCUUAUGAAUGUAAUCGAUGUGGAAAGGCUUUCACACAGAAGGGCAAUCUUGUUGGACAUCAGAGAAUCCACACUGGAGAGAAGCCUUAUGAAUGUAAUCAGUGUGGAAAGGCUUUCACACAGAGGAGCCAUCUUCUUGGACAUCAGAGAGUCCACACUGGAGAGAAGCCUUAUGAAUGUAAUCAGUGUGGAAAGGCUUUCACACAUAGUAGCCACCUUGCUGCACAUCAGAGAAUCCACACUGGGGAGAAGCCUUAUGAAUGUAAUCAAUGUGGAAAGGCUUUCACACAUAGAAGCCAACUUGCCAGACAUCAGAGAAUCCACACUGGAGAGAAGCCUUAUGAAUGUAAUCAAUGUGGAAAGGCUUUUACAGAAAGGGCCAGUCUUGUUACACACCAGAGAAUCCACACUGGAGAGAAGUCUUAUGAAUGUAAUCAAUGUGGAAAGGCUUUUACAGAAAGGGGCAGUCUUGUUACACACCAGAGAAUCCACACUGGAGAGAAGCCUUAUGAAUGUAAUCAAUGUGGAAAGGCUUUCACACAGACCAGCCAUCUUGCUGCACAUCAGAGAAUACAUCCUGGAGAGAAACGUUUUGAAUGCAGUCAUUGUGGAAAGACUUUCACAAAUAGGUGUAAUUUUGCUACACAUCGGAGAAUCCACAAUAUUGAGAAGCCUUAUGAAUGUAAUCAAUGUGGAAAGGCUUUCAGGCAGAGGAGCCAUCUUGUUGGACAUCAGAGAAUCCACACUGGAGAGAGGCCUUAUGAAUGUAAUCAGUGUGGAAAGGCUUUCACACAUAGUAGUCACCUUGCUGGACAUCAGAGAAUCCACACUGGAGAGAAGCCUUAUGAAUGUAAUCAAUGUGGAAAGGCUUUCAGGCAUGGGAGCCAACUUGCUAGACAUCAGAGAAUCCACACUGGAGAGAAGCCUUAUGAAUGAAAUCAAUGUGAAAGGCUUUUACAUAUGGCAGUCUUGCUUGACAUCAGAGUCCACACUGUUGAGAAGAUUUUCACACAAACCAGCCAUCUUGCUUCACAUCAGAGAAUACAUACUAGGGAGAAAACUUGAAUGUAAUCAUUGUGGAAAGACUUUCAUAGACAGGUGUAAUCUUGCUGCACAUCAGAGAAUCCACAUUGGAGAGAAGCCUUAUGAAUGUAAUCAGUGUGACAAGGCUUUCACAAUGAGGCAGGGACUUGCUGCCCAUUAGAGAAUCCACAGUGGCAAAAAAUCUUUUGAGUAUAAUCAAUGUGGAGUGACUUUCAGAAAAAGAUGUCAGCUUGCUGGACAUCAGAGAAUCCACACUGGAGAGAAACCUUAUGAGUGUAAUCACUGUGGAAAGCCUCUUACAGACAGGGACAGUCUUGUUAUCCAUCAGAGAAUCCACACUGGCAAGUAGCCUUAUGGAUGUAAUCAAAUGUGGAAAGACUUUUAGAUGUACUUCCAAUCUUGCUUCAGAUCAGAGAAUCCACACUAGGGAGAGACCUUUUGAAUAUAAUCAAUGUGGAAAGUCUUUCACACAGAGCUGAAAUCCUAAUGUUUUUCAGCCCUCCUCAAUAUGACAUGACUUUCAUAGGCUUCAUUUUUUUAGCUAUCCCUCCAUUAGUUGGUAUUUACUUCAUUUCCUGUUGUUUGCUGGCAGAAAAAUUCCUUCUUAAAUGUUUUGGAACCUGUUGGACAUUAAUUUCUCUGUUGCUUUCUUUAAGGGGCUAGGUGGCAUGGUGAAUGAAGUGCUGUUCUUGUAACCACAAGGCCUAAAUUUUAAUUCAGUCUCUGGCACUUCCUUUUUCUAUUCACUGGGCAAUUCAUGUCACCAAAUCCUGCCUGAGUUUCCCCAUCUCUAUAAUGGGGGUAAUAAGAGCAUCUCUCUCACAGAGUUGAGGUGAGGAUUUAAUUAAACAAUAUUUGUAACCAUUUGUUAACCAUUGCAACCAUUAAAUCAGUAUAGAUUUACUGGCUAUUUUAUGACUAUUUUUCCUUGGA